CAUAAAAAAAGAAGAAGAAGAAUAAAAAAACAAAAGAAGAAGAAGAAGAGUUCUAACGUUGACGACAGUACGUGGAGGGUCCAGGAUGGGGCGGUCCUCCAAAGACAAGCGGGACAUAUACUACCGUCUGGCUAAGGAAGAGGGCUGGAGGGCCAGGAGCGCUUUCAAGCUGCUGCAGCUGGACCACCAGUUCAACCUGUUUUCAGGUGUGAACCGAGCCGUGGAUCUGUGUGCAGCACCAGGCAGCUGGAGUCAGGCUCUCAGUCGCAAACUCAGAGACAGAGAGGAGGAGGUGAAGAUUGUUGCAGUGGACCUGCAGGCCAUGGCUCCUCUUCCAGGAGUCACUCAGAUACAGGGAGACAUCACUAAGGUGUCCACAGCUCAAGAGAUAAUCCGUCACUUCGAGGGGCAGCCAGCCAACCUGGUGGUGUGUGAUGGAGCUCCAGAUGUAACUGGACUCCAUGAUGUGGAUGAGUAUAUCCAGGCUCAGCUCCUAUUAGCUGCUCUGAACAUCACCACUCACGUCCUGACACCUGGAGGAACUUUUGUAGCAAAGAUCUUUAGAGGUAAAGAUGUAACUCUACUUUACUCUCAGCUGAAGAUCUUCUUCAGCAGUGUGACUUGUGCCAAGCCUCGCAGCAGUAGAAACUCCAGCAUUGAGGCCUUCGUGGUUUGCCAGAAUUAUUCUCCCCCAGAGGGUUAUAUCCCCAACAUGUCCAACCCUCUGCUGGACCAGUCAUAUGAUGUGGACUUCAACCAGCUGGAAGGACCAAACCGUGUCAUUGUUCCCUUCCUAGCAUGUGGAGACCUUAGCGCCUUUGAUUCGGACAGAACCUAUCCCCUACAGCUUGAUGCUAGUAAAGAGUAUGAGUACAUUCCCCCCACGCAGCCACCUAUCCGGCCUCCAUAUGAGCAGGCUUGCCACUUUCGCAAACACAACUUGCUGUCCAGAGAGGAUGCUCCUCCCGUCAGUUCCACCCAGAGCCGAGAAGAACAGGAACCAUAAGCCAAGACCUCAUGACCUUUAAGUAGUGCUAGUGGGAAAAGGCCCUGGACAUCCUGCAGAUCAUAAUCUGUUAAGUCUUCCUGGUUCCCCAAGCAGUAGGAUGUGUUUUAAUGAGUUGACAUCUGAAAAAUAAAGGCUAUUUAUAAUAAUGA
Xiphophorus maculatus (southern platyfish) is the source of this 1158-nucleotide messenger RNA. It is a transcript of the gene ftsj1, whose product is annotated as FtsJ RNA methyltransferase homolog 1. Gene Ontology annotation, molecular function: tRNA methyltransferase activity. The transcript is spliced from 11 exons. The record is from RefSeq and is a predicted model, not a curated record. Gene Ontology annotation, cellular component: cytoplasm. The coding region runs from base 86 to 1006 and encodes 306 amino acids. Gene Ontology annotation, biological process: cytoplasmic translation; tRNA methylation. Lineage: Eukaryota; Metazoa; Chordata; Actinopteri; Cyprinodontiformes; Poeciliidae.